UGUGGGCGGCAGGGUCCAGAAGGGGCACAGCCACUACCCAGAGCACAGCAGGCAGCUGAGCAGCGCCAGUGUGCCAGGCAGCAGCCCAGGGAAGAGAUGGGCCUGGCCACAGAGCACGGGGGGCCCUACUCUCGGGCCGGGACCAGCUCUCACGGCUGCUGGUAUUACUUGCGCUACUUCUUCCUCUUCGUCUCACUCAUCCAGUUCCUCAUCAUCCUGGGCCUGGUCCUCUUCAUGGUCUACGGCAACGUGCACGUGAGCACCGAGUCCAACCUGCAGGACGCCGAGCGCCGGACUGACGGCCUGUACAGCCAGGUCGUGGGGCUCACAGCCAUCCAGGCCAACCUGUCCAAGGAGCUCAACCUCACCACCCGCGCCAAGGAUGCCAUCAUGCAGAUGCUGCUGAGCGCCCGCCGGGACCUGGACCGGAUCAAUGCCAGCUUCCGCCAGUGCCAGGCUGACCGGGUGGUCUACGUGAACAACCAGAGGUACAUGGCUGCCAUUAUCCUGAAUGAGAAACAAUGCCAAGAACAACUCAAGGAGGCUAGCAAGAGCUACAACACCUCGCUCCUCCUGCUGAACCAGAAGGCCAAGAUGCUAGAGAUGGAGCUGGCCAAGGAGAAAGCUCUAUGCACCAAAGACAAGGAAGGCCUGGGGCUGAGCAAGAGGCUGGUGGAGGAACAGCUGGCCGAGUGCAGCAAGGCCCAGGAGCAGCUGCGGCAGGAGCGACAGCUGGCCGUGGAUCGACUGCAGAAGGUGCAGGCCCUCUGUCUCCCACUGGAAAAGGACAGGUUUGAGACGGACCUGCGCAACCUCUGGAAGGACUCUGUUAUCCCGCGCUCCCUCGAGGGGCUGGGCUACCAUGCCCUUGGCUUGGAUUUGACCACCAUACGGAGAACCUGCGAUCACAUGCCUGCCCUCAUGAGCACUAAAGUGGACGAGCUGGCGCGGAGCCUGCGGGCUGGCAUCGAGCGUGUGGCCCGCGAGAACUCAGACCUCCAGCGCCAGAAGCUGGAGGUCGAGCAGAGCCUGCAUGCCAGUCAGGGGGCCAAGGAGAAGGCAGAAAGGGAAGCCCAGGCCCGGGAGGCCAAGCUCCAGGCCGAGUGUGCCAAGCAGACCCAGCUGGCGCUGGAGGACAAGGCGGCACUGCGGAAGGAGAGAGACAGCCUGGCCAAGGAGCUGGAGGAGAGGAAGCAGGAGAUCAUGCAGCUGAAGAUGCAGCUCGAUGUCAGAAACUCGGCCCUGGACACCUGCAUAAAGGCCAAGUCACAGAUGGGGCCUGUGCCGAGACCUAUUGGACCUGUCCCCAACCCCCCGCCCAUUGACCCAGCUGGCCUGGAGGAAUUCAAGAAGAGGAUCCUGGAGUCCCAGCAGCUCUCUGCAGGCAAUGCAGCCCCAUCCAGUGGCUGAGCAGGCUCCAGGCCCCAAGGACCGAGGGGUGGCCCAGAUUCCCCGCUCUGCAGACCUGUUGCAGCGAGACGCCCACGGCGCGGGACACAGCAAGGGCUGCAGUCAGGCGACCUCCAUGCACACGCACCAUAGUGGGCACCCUUGGCCACACUCACCUCCCCACCCAGGCCCCAGUACUCUCAUAGCCCACCCCUGCACCACACGGUCCCUCACCCACAGGUGCCACGAUGACAGCCCACGGAGACACGGUAAUGAUGUCACACAGACAUGUGACAUGACACACACGUCUGUCAAACCCUUGCCCAGUGUCUCAGCCCUGCACACACACAGCCCUGCACACACACUCAGCCCUGCACACACGCAGCCCUUCGCCCUCCCCCUCAACCUCCUGAUUCCCUUAUCUCCCGACUUCCUCACCCGCAGCCCUUCAGGCCUGGCGAAGUGAGAACAGGAAGACAUUCACCUCCAUCCCCAGGAGAAUUUCCAGACCCUCCUUGCACUCCAGGGAACAUCUGGUCCAAGGGCGAAUUAGCCCGCUGGCCCCGUCAUGGCCGGCAAGAGCACAGCUCCUUCGCUCCCUCUCCCCCCACACCUUGCCUGUGGUCCCUAGGAAAUGUUAGUGGCACUAAAUAAAUGUUAUCAGUCCCUUCAAAGA
Phyllostomus hastatus (greater spear-nosed bat) is the source of this 2065-nucleotide messenger RNA. It is a transcript of the gene PLVAP, whose product is annotated as plasmalemma vesicle associated protein. Bases 97 to 1410 code for a protein of 437 amino acids. Gene Ontology annotation, biological process: regulation of vascular permeability; positive regulation of cellular extravasation. The transcript has 6 exons. The record is from RefSeq and is a predicted model, not a curated record. Lineage: Eukaryota; Metazoa; Chordata; Mammalia; Chiroptera; Phyllostomidae. Gene Ontology annotation, cellular component: caveola.